AUGAGAGACGCUCGUAAACUGUGUGGUCUUACUGUUCACCAGAAACUGGCUCGUUCUUCUGUUUCUUUGGCGUUGGAUGCUCAAGACAAUCAAACACUCACAAACUCCAAUUCACAACCCAAAUCUCGGUCCGAUAAAACUGGACUCGGAGUGCAAUGUCCAGAAUAUGCAUUUAAAGAUACUGAUGAAAAGGGAAGAUCAAAUGGCAGUAUUUCUAAUGCCAGUAAGCGAAAACAGGCUCAUCAAGCACCUGCUGACUAUAGAGGAAAGGCUUACUUGGGCGUGCCCUCUCCUGCUGAUCCAUUCUCGGUGUUUGUAUGGUAUGCUGCCCGCCAACCUGAAUCGGAUCCAGAAUUUGUGUGUGUAGAUAUUACCGUCGAUGGGAAACGAUCUCCUGGAUGGGUUAUAAGAUCUGGUAGGAAGCACGGAGUCUCUAUUGGCCAGAUUAUGCAUCGAGGAAAACCUACUUUGUUUGAAUUCAGUCCUGCCAAAACCAAUUCAAGCGUCAAACCUACAGCACAUCGUCCUGUUUUGGCGGGUACCAUUGAAGCCAAAUUUUGGAGAGUCAUGAAAUUGGAUGGAUCCGCGGUUCCUCCUGCCAAACGACAAAAGAAAGACAUAGAUCCGGAAAACACAGCAGAUGUAACGGACAGCGAUGAGGAUGAUCCCACUGAAUAUAUUCCUGACGAGGGUGUACCUGCUUUAUGCGUCCUCACUCUUCAUUACAGAGAUAUGACAUGGCUAACGAGUAACUCCAAUUCUGGAAAUACCGGUGUUUUUCGUGGUAGUCGUACUGCAUUCAAUGAUGUUACGAACCAGCGAACCAAUUUGAGUCGAGGAGAUACUUUGGCAAAGAACAAUCUUGAAUCCACUUCUAGUAAGGGAUUGGGCAGUGUCACCGCGACUACUUUAAAAAGUGACUGGACUUUGAUUCAUGAACCAUCAAAAAAAGCUUCCAAUGCUUUGAUCAUGUCUGAGCUUAGUACCACUCUUAGUUCUCCAAUAGUCUCAAAGCACCAUCAGAUGAAUUUCUCUUGUCUACAAAGCUCUCCCAUGCAUCCAAACAAUCCAUGCACACCUACACACAAUAGUCUGAUGGGUCCUUCAUCUCAUCCCGUGUUUUCUACCUUGUUCCCCGAGUGUAAUCCAAUGGCAAUUGACUCACUUUGUUCUGUGACCAGUAGUCGAAACACGCACAGUUUUGAAGCUAUAGAUCAACAGCAAGAUGGUUGGAAAUCUCCAUUGGUAUCAAAGUCAGAUAUGACAAUGUGCAAUUCACCAAUUGUUGCUAUUGAACCUGACAAGUCCAAGCCCGAGUCUUUGCAUUUAUUGGAGUCGCAUCAACAGCCAUGUAGUGAUGAGGAGCAAAGUCAUGAUGUUUCAAGCACACGCAAACAUUCUUUAUCUACUCUUCUGUUUGCAGUGGAUACAAUUUUAUCUCCACUAGUAAUGUCUGACAGUAACCAGACUUUAUCUACUACUCAGUGUUUGGCUCCAUCUGUGCCUCAAGCUCAAGCAAGUUUAAAGCAUAUCACUCCGAAUCGAUCGCGCAUUCCAAUCAGUAUUCAUCAAUCUUCAAAAGAGCAUCAAUCAAGUGUAUCUGAUAAUCCAACCACGUCAGCAAAACUUAUCACCAUGGGCCGUAUUGCUCUUUGUAUCACGGAUACCAAAACCAGCUUAUUGAACACGCUUUCUCGAUCUGUACGCAAGCUUCUCAAUACAGAUGGAGAUGUUUGUGUAAUGGACACUAAAUCCUGUAUAAAUGGGUCAAGCCAAAAUGAUGAGUGUCUGGAUGUGGGUGGGGUUGGAAAGGCAGGCGUUUGGGUCGAGUCUAGUCUUUCUGAGUGUGUUUCAUUUAGCAAGAUAAGUGAUGCCUGCGUGAGUACCAUCAAAAGCAUUCAUGUUGUAUUUUGA
Batrachochytrium dendrobatidis JAM81 is the source of this 1914-nucleotide messenger RNA. RefSeq lists its product as uncharacterized. The record is from RefSeq and is a predicted model, not a curated record. The coding region runs from base 1 to 1914 and encodes 637 amino acids. NCBI's taxonomy places the organism in Eukaryota, Fungi, Chytridiomycota, Chytridiomycetes, Rhizophydiales. The transcript has 2 exons.